GAUUAACAUUUAUUGAAAAAGUAUUGAUUUCAGCAAACCAAAGUAAGUCACGCAACUACAGAGGACAAACAUACUUAGGUGGGCGUUGAAUAUUUUUUGUUGUUGAAAGUAUUGACCUUGGUCGAAUCAAUGUAGUCAGGGCUGGUCUCGGCUCGAAGGUGAUGAAGUUCAUCAGCAGUGGUGGAGAAAGUAUGCAAUUUUUAUACUUCAGUAAAAGUAAAGAUGCCUUGAUAGAAAAUUACUCAAAAGUGAAAGUCACCCAGUAAAAUACUACUUGAGUAAAAGACAAAAUAUUUGGUUUUAAAUAUAUUUAAGUAUCAAAAAUAAAUGUAAUAGCUAAAAUAUACUUAAGUAUUGAAAGGAAAAGUAAACAUAAAUCAUUUCUAAUUCCCUAUAUUAAAAAACGAUGGCACCAUUUUUUUUAUUUACGUAUAACUAUGGGCACACUCCAACACUGACUUAAUUUACAAACGAAGCAUGUGUUUAGUGAGUCCGCCAGAUCAGAGGCAAUAGGGAUGACCAGGGAUGUUCUCUUGAUAAUAAGUGCAUGAAUUUGACAAUUUUCCUGUCAUACUAGCCAUUCAAAAUGUAACGAGUACUGAGUACUUUCGACUGUCACGGAAAAUCUAUGGAGUAGAAAGUACAUUAUUUUCUUUAGGAAUGUAGUAAAGUAAAAGUUGUCAAAAAAUAUAAAUAGUAAAGUACAGAUACCCCCAAAAAACGACUUAAGUAGUACUUUAAAGUAUAUUCACUUAAGUACUUUACACCACUGUUCAUCAGAAACAAACUUCACCGUGGAUUUUAGUCCCCUAGGAUAAAAAAAAAAGAUACACCAUGAGAACGUUCAUGUAAAACCGGGAGGUGUAUGUUAUUGGGUCUGAAUGUAAAAUGUUGCAACUGUGGUGGGCAUCAUAUUCCCGACUUCCCUGAGUGCCCUGUUAGGGUGAAAGGUUGAGGUGUCAAGGAUCAGGGCUGUCCAGCAGAUCUCCUAUGUGGAGCUGGGGAGAGAGUCUAAGGGGCAAGUGGCCACAGCGCUAAGAAAUGGCGGUGGAUGCACAACAGCCCGUUGUAAAUGUUCCUCAUCAGUCAAGAGAUCUGGAUACAGUCAUUGUGAAGGUGGAUUUUGUAACGCUUAUUGCCACAGUUAUUAAUUGUACUGUUCAAGUGUCCAAGAAAUCAUGUUGCUGAUAAGUAUUAGGGGCAUCAAUAUUUCAAGGUAGAAGCACGGCAAGGAUACUGUCGUUGGAAGAUGGCACGACCUUCGAGGCUCUUUUCUGAUUCCAAUGUUUGAUUUUAACAGAAAAGCAGGUUGAUUUUGAACAGUUGAAUUUUAUUUUUGAUCGUUUGACUUAUCCACCCAUACAGUAGGUGGCGACAUGCACAUAAGUGUUGCGGAAGCCAUUAAACCAGAAAAGAAUAAUUAAAAACCCUUUUUUCGCCAGUGUAAACGGAAGUUAACAUUGACCAAGAACAAUUUCUUACGGUAGCGUUUUUAUUGUUAUUUAGACGUUUAUAAACACCCUGGAACUCAAUAUGAAUCCUUUAACUGCUCAGCAUCACAUACUUACCCCCAGGUAGUCUUUAAUUCGCGUUGUAGACAGGACGAUUUAUGUUAUCUAGCUAGCUAGCUGCUAACGUUAGCUAACAAUGGCUAACUGUAUGAUUUUUCACACUCAAAUAGCCUCCAUCAUGGAGGUGCUAGCGAAUGCUGCCGUGGCAGAGAUCUGUAAACUCGUAGACGACGACUAUGCAGUGGUUCGUUUGGAAAUAACUCAAAGCCAGAAAGAAAACAGGGCAUUGCGGAGGAAAUUACAGCUACAGGAACUGAAGGUGGCACGGGAGCGCGCAGAGAGGACAGCGCGAGAGCGCGUCCUCGCCAGUCGUCCCAGUAGUGUCAAGAUCCUCGACCGAUACAGAGGCAUGGCAAGAGGUGAAGGACAUCUCGCUCGAGGCCACAGGAGCUUUGUGAAGCCAGCGGGACACAAUACAUUGAGAGAUGACCAACCAAUCACUGUUGAUGAGGGGAGUGGAACCUCAACCCAGCACGUUAUCAUGAUAGAGUCUGCAGAUCCUGGUGUCAAGCUGGAGAGGACUGAAGGAGAGGAGGUCCCACGGCACAGCAGAGUCAUCCAGUCUGGAGAAGCGGCUGGAGUGGCGUCCCCUGUAGCCACAGAGGACCUCACCGCACCCCAGCCCAGGACCCGACGCAGCAUCACGGAGGAGGAGGAGGGUCCAGAGGUGCUGCUGGUGAAGGAGGAGGGCUGUGAGGAGGGUCUGGGGAACACUAAGGGGACCAUGGUCAUAGAUGACAACCAGACUACACCUCCUCCUGAACCCACAGAGGAACCAGCUGAGCAGCACAGGACCACACACAGUCUCACUGAGUCAGUAGACAUGGAGGAUGGGAAGCCUGAUCUGCUGCUGGUCAAAGAGGAGACAAUAGAAGAUGGACCAGAGAGCAUUGACCUGCUGAGUGGACUAAAGAUGGGGGAGCAAGGUGGUUGGUUGGAGGCUAACAGAGGAGACUGGGCGUCCAUCUUGGAUUCCCAGACCCAGACGGGUGCAACCAAGGGACCAGGGGACAAUGUCACUGAGCAGGCCAGGACUAGAGACGACAUAGUGGAGGUCAGUGGAUGGGACAGUGUCCUCAACUAUGGGCUGGGGAACAACACUGUUAACCACAACCAGAAACAAACAGUCGAACACAAAACAACAACUGAACUUAGUCUCCAUGACAACAGACUGGCUGAGACCAGGGCGAGGCGUAGAUUUGGUCUGCGGGGACAGAGAGGUGUCCGUAUGAGAACAGACACAGACUCUGUUAGCGAUGCUCCGUCCUGCUCCUAUAGUUGUGAUUCAGAGAGACUGAUGGCGCCUCAGGUUAACCCCCUAACAGGUGCUGCCUUCAGCCUGCCUUCUAUAGGAUCUAUCAACUGGAAUAUGGACCCUGCCACAACACAGACACUCCCUGGCCUUCAUCCUCCUCACACUCUUCUGUUAAACCAGACCUCAGAUAAUGCCAGUGCCUCAACACUAAAUGGCUACACAAGCCCAUUGACAAAUGACAGUAGUAGUAACGCUAUCAGUAGAUCCGGUGGCAGAGAGAAGCGCUUCCCAUGUUCAUUCUGUGGGAAAUCCUUCAGUUUCCCCAAACAGAUGGAGAUCCACCAGAGGAUGCACACAGGGGAGAAACCAUUCGGUUGCCACCUGUGCCGGGCUAGUUUCUCCCAAUCAUCCAACCUGAAGAGGCACCAGAGGGUCCACACAGGGGAGAAACCCUACAGCUGUCCCCAGUGUGAGAAGAGGUUCUCACGCCAGCACGAUAUGAAGAUGCACCUGAAGGUCCACACUUGAGAGAGGCCGUUCACCUGUACACACUGCGGGGAAAGGUUCUCAGAGGAGCUACCUUAGGAUACACUAGCAGAAUUUGUACAUGGCCCACGAAUACUGUAUACCCACUGGGUACACCACAUCAUUUCAACAUGGAUAAUUGGGUAAUAUUUGGUAGAUACGUUGAUCAAUGAGAUUCCAACCUAUUUUCACCCACUCAAAAUGACUGCUAAAAGUUUGUUGAAUUCCCAAUGUUAUCACUAUGCUUUCAACCAUCUAAAAGUAAAACCAAAUUCUAUGUCAGAUUUUUGGUUUAGUUUUUAUCUAUGUGUUAUCACUGCAUUUUCAACCUUUUAAAAUCACACUAAAGUUAAAAUGGGAAUACAUUGUCAGAUAUUUUGUUUAUUUAUACAAUAACUUAAUGUGUAAUGAAUAUGAUUGAUCUAAUAGCACAACCAAAUGACCUGGAGUUUCCGACAACUUAAGGUGUUGCCCACCACAUUCAGCCAAGUGUGUGCAACAUCCUAAGGUGUCGGAAACUAGUGGUGGAAAAUGUUGUUUUAUUACGACAGUACACAUUUUUUUUUUUUAAUCCACCCCCGUUGCUGACCAUUUAAAGCUAGUUAAGGAGGAAAAUGAUGCCUUUGCAGCCUGAAUAGAGGAUGCUUUAUGUACAAGCUGGUCCACUGGGGAAUCUAGUGUAUUAUUGGGAAUGCACAUCAGUCCUAGACGAUAGUGCAGAUCUAGCGGCUGGCUGUCCUGUAGUGGUGCACUGUAGCGGUGCAAUUGCCCUCAUACUUGAGACACUGGCGAUCUCAUAAAACAACUAUCUUAACUUGAAAUUGGUGAUGACUAUUUGGAUAUCUCUCUUAGCAACCUAGAUGUUGUUUCAGCAAUAAGGCAUGAGAACCCGGGGGUUAUCGUGUGUUAACUCCCGACUAAGGGCUGUUCUUAUGCCCAAGAUGAAGCCAAGGGCCGGGAAUACAGCCCUUAGGAGGGAGUUGUCACACAAUAAUUCCCGGGUUCUCAUGCCUUAUUUAUUUUAUAAAACAUUUGCCAACAUAUGUAUAUAUUUUGUAAAUAGAUCUAAAUCAAAUAAGGUAUUUUAAGUAGUUUGAUUUAAUCUUAUUCUUAAACUUUUAUUUUUGGUUGAUGUGAAUCAACAUUUAUUAUUAAUUUAUAGAUUCCAUUUGAAACCAACCGAAGUUUGAAAACUCGAGGCCUAUAUGUAUUGUCUAUUUCUAGUUUAAAACUGGGCUGAAUUGAAACAAUAGCCGUUGAUGACUUUCCAAAUGCUAUAUUAGAGGCCUACAGUAAAUAGCAUCAUUGAUGAUAUGAUUGAUGAACUAUGGUUACAUUUCAUUUGCUCUGUGUAACCUGUCCUUUAGAAUGACUUCCAUAGCAACAGUGAAUCUAUCAAGUGGACAUUUCUCAACAAUCAUUCUAACGAUAGCACAUUGGUAACAGUCAAUGACGAAUAUCAAAGCUAAGCAGGGCUUGUAGAUAGAUCAACUCUCUAGCCUAUUGUUUUUUUUUUCUUAAAGUGGAUAUUACUUUGAAGAUGAAGUUGUUUCAAAGGUAAAAAUAAAAAAGAUUAUUCGUUUGACUUUUUUCAAAUGCAAAGUAUUUGCCACAGAUUCCACGUCACAAUACGUUGACAAAUGACGUUGAAACAACGUUGAUUUAACCUGUUUGUGCCCAGUGGGUAGUGAGGUGUAAUAUAGUACUAGUUAGUUUGUAGUUAAUUCUGUUGGUUUGGGAUGUAGGAGGGAACUGGAUGAGGUGAACUGAGGAAAGAAUGAGUAUGAUGAGACAGUAGAUGAUGUGGUGAUGGUUGGUGUGAUGGUGUCUGUAAAAAUGCUUCACUGAUGAAGAGUGAAACUGGGCCUUUAGGUUGAUACUGAUGUUUUAUAGUGAGGAAAUGAUAGUGCCUUAAUUCAUGUUUACUUGACAUGAAGCUGUGUAAUGUAAUAUUGAACCUUUAACUAAGUAUUGUAAAAUUAAUUUGAUCAAAAUUUUGAUUUAAUCUUAUUCUUAAACUUUUAUUUUUGGUUGAUGUGAAUCAACAUUUAUUAUUAUGAUAGUACCAGAUUUACAGAAAAGGUCAAGUGUUACCAUAGUGAGAAGUUAUUCUACUUGUCAUGUAUCGUUUUGAACAAUAAAAAUGAUUCUAAUGCCAUUUUGUUUAAAUUAAAUACUAACUUGGUUAUUUUGUAUCAUUGCA
Messenger RNA from Salmo salar (Atlantic salmon), 5554 nucleotides. RefSeq lists its product as uncharacterized. The record is from RefSeq and is a predicted model, not a curated record. NCBI's taxonomy places the organism in Eukaryota, Metazoa, Chordata, Actinopteri, Salmoniformes, Salmonidae. Gene Ontology annotation, cellular component: nucleus. Gene Ontology annotation, biological process: regulation of transcription by RNA polymerase II. Gene Ontology annotation, molecular function: RNA polymerase II cis-regulatory region sequence-specific DNA binding; DNA-binding transcription factor activity, RNA polymerase II-specific.